Messenger RNA from Pseudo-nitzschia multistriata, 1505 nucleotides. Lineage: Eukaryota; Bacillariophyta; Bacillariophyceae; Bacillariales; Bacillariaceae. The record is from the annotation of a GenBank genome assembly.
CGAUGGUUGUAUCGCAUUCCCGCUUAUGGUCGUAUAGGCAAGGUAACUUAUCGCCAAUCAGUCAAUCAGUCAAUUGAGAUAUAGUAGCAGAUCCGAGAUGGCUUCGUCCUCCUCUGACACCGGCGACGAUUCGAAAGUCAAUCUGCUGGAUCUGAGCGCAGCCGCGAUAUCCUCUGCCAUUGUUGCGGCCGAUCAAAUCAUCGCACUGGCUUCGGGCAAUGGCGACGGGUUGGACGACGCGGGGGACGAAAACAAAAAAAAUGCUAGGCUCAAGAUCGAUGGAUCCUUCGUUACGGAUGCCGAUAUGGCGGCACAGCAAAUCAUCGUCGACGCCCUCUACAAGGUGUCGAGUGGUAUAAGAAUCAUUGGUGAGGAGAACGAGGAGGAAAUGAGGAAGCGCGCCAUUACCGGCCACGAGAAAAAACUCGAAUCCAUGUUUGAAUUGGCCCGAAAGGAAGUAUCCAUGCGAUAUCAAGAGUUGCCAUGCGAUAAACUUCCAUUGUCGCAAAGCAAACAAGGAGAAAAGGACGAACCCGUAACAGCAAAAGAGGAUGUGACAGAAAAGGAUUCGUAUGUUGCUGUUAUCGACAAGAUGCAAGAAUACGAAGUCGGUACGAAUCGAGUCACUAUCUGGAUCGAUCCAUUGGAUGCCACGAACUCGUACGCGAAAGGGGACUACGGUCCUGUCUCGAUCCUGGUAGCCAUUAUAGUGGAUCAAAUACCAUGCUUUGGCGUCAUUUGCAAACCUUUUGGGUACUCGGGGCAACCACUGAUCCUGGAUACGGGAUGCAUGGCCGCUUAUGGGGGAACUCUUUUGGGUGCGGCCUACAUUGCGGGAGGUAGUCGCUUACAAAACAUCAAUCAGAACAAUCAGAUCGUCAUCACAAAAGACCUCCCAAGGGCGGUUAUUUCAAAAUCCCGCUCCCAAGGCAUUCAGAAUUUUGUCACACACAUGGCAGAAAAGGGACUCGUUCAUCCCGAUCCCCUUUUGGUCAGUGGGGCGGGGGAGAAAUCCCUGCGAAUAAUAACACGAUUUGAAAACGAGGGUCUAUGGUUUUUCCCGAGUGGUGGUACAUCCUUGUGGGAUGUUGCAGCUAGCGAUGCUCUUCUGAGAGCAAUUGGGGGAAAAUUGACCGACAAAUACGGGAACACCAUGGAUUACAGCAAGACCAGGAAAGAAGCAGAAAACGAGGACGGUGUCGUGGCUUGCUACGAUGAAAACUUGCACUCAGAGUGCAUUCGACUCUUCUCGGAGGCUUCGUGGGAAUAAUCCAACAAUUUAACGAACCGUUCGACGGAUUUUAAAGAUUGCUAUUCGAUCGGGUUUCUUCUGCGAUUCGCGCUCAGGUUGCAAUUGCACGUGCAGCACUGGAUCCGAGUUGAGCAUGAAAUUGAACACAAAUAAAACAGCCGCAUUCGAUCAUACAGAAAGAAAACAACUCCAGACAUAAUUCACAAAUACAACGAGUAGAAAACUCAAUUAGCGCAAAGUAAUUUACGGACAC